Molecule: messenger RNA, 2255 nt
Organism: Drosophila busckii
Lineage: Eukaryota; Metazoa; Arthropoda; Insecta; Diptera; Drosophilidae
Gene: mRRF2
Product: ribosome-releasing factor 2, mitochondrial
Exons: 8
Coding region: 30-2234 (734 amino acids)
Biological process (GO): mitochondrial translation; ribosome disassembly
Cellular component (GO): mitochondrion
Molecular function (GO): GTP binding; translation elongation factor activity; GTPase activity
Source: RefSeq, a predicted model, not a curated record
UGUAAAUAGCUUAGUUUUUAAUUAAAAUUAUGCAAAAUGCAUUACAUCGAGUGCCUUUUAGGCACUGCCGACUUAUGCUGUGCGCACAAAUCCUUCGGCGUAGCUACAGCAGCGACAUACGCAACAUUGGCAUCCUGGCGCACAUUGAUGCAGGCAAAACCACAACAACUGAACGCAUGCUUUACUAUGCGGGCAAGACACGCUCCCUGGGUGAAGUGCAUCGCGGCAAUACGGUAACGGAUUACCUAACACAGGAACGCGAGCGUGGUAUUACCAUAUGCAGUUCCGCUGUUACAUUUGGCUGGAAUGGUAAGCGCAUCAAUCUAUUGGACACACCUGGUCAUAUAGACUUUACGAUGGAGGUGGAGCAAUCGCUACAUGCAGUGGAUGGUGUAAUUGUAGUGCUGGAUGGCACAGCUGGCGUAGAAGCGCAAACUGUAACAGUAUGGACGCAGGCUGACAAGCAUAAGCUGCCACGACUUGUAUUUGUUAAUAAAAUGGAUCGUCCAGAUGCCGACUUUGAUAGAUGCGUGCAGGAUUUGAGAAAUAAACUAGAGACGACACCUGUUUGCUUGCAGUAUCCUACCAAAAGCAUUGAGGGGCAGCUAAGCAUAUACGAUGUCAUUACCCUGGAACACUUGAGCUGGCAACAAGGUGAUUUGGGGCGUAGCUACAAGCAGUCAAAGCUAGAAACUGCCGAACUGUCUGUUGAGUUGCAAGAGAAACGCAAUGAGCUCAUUGAUCAGCUGUCUGGCCACGAUGAUGAGUUAGCUGAGGUGGUUAUAAGCACUGAAAGCUUUGACAAGGUUAGCAAUGAGCUUAUAAUGCAGGCAUUGCGCCGUGCCACCUGCCAGCAGAAAGUAGUGCCCGUGCUGCUGGGCUCAGCAUAUAAAAAUAUAGGCAUACAACGCUUAAUGGAUGCAGUCAAUUCGUAUCUACCCGCACCAGCGGAACGGAAUCAGAUAUAUGAGUGCUUUGGCAAUGAGUUUGCUGGUAAGGUUUUUAAGAUUGUGCAUGACAAGCAGCGUGGAGCUUUAACGCUGGUGCGUCUCUUAAGUGGUGAACUGAAGCGUGGCAUGCGUUUAAUAUGCUCACGUGGACAGGCGGAAACAGUAACAAAAAUCUAUGAGCCGCUGGCGGAUGAAUAUCGUGAAGUGAGCGCUGUGCAAACAGGCGACGUAGCUAUCUGCGCGGGCUUGAAGACGACAGUUACUGGAGAUUUGCUCAGCAGCAGUCAUGCGUCUUUGAAGAACGCACAAAAGCGUUUGCUAAAGAGUCGCAAUAGCAACACUAAUACGGCAGAGGAUGAGGAUUUGGAUGAUGAACUUUUUACAAUUGAACCACAAAUACCUGAUGCUGUUUACUUCUGUUCAAUUGAACCACCCAGCAUAUCGGCGCAAACAGCUAUGGAGCAUGCGCUUAGUCAGCUGCGACGUGAAGAUCCCAGCUUGCGUGUUAGCUACGAUGCGGUAACAGGCCAAACCGUGCUUGGUGGCAUGGGUGAGCUGCAUAUGGACAUUAUCAAGUCACGCAUGUUAAGCGAAUAUAAAAUUGACGUGGAUCUGGGACCGCUACAAAUAGCUUAUAAGGAAACCAUUGAAGCGCCAGCGUUAACAACAUUAAGCGUAGAAAAGGAAAUCGCUGGUAGCAAACAAAAUGCUAGUCUUACCUUGGAAUUGGUUAAUGAUCAGAGCGAGCUGUUUAGCUUGGCCAAAACGCCGGAAAAUGUGCAACAUUUAAAUGCGCUGCGUCCGCGACUAAUACAAGUGUUGCGUAAGGGUGCAUUGAGCGCAUUGGAGCGCGGUCCACGUGUGGGUGGACAGGUGGUGGAUACGCAAAUAUUAUUGCACAAUGCCACUAUAGCACGUGGUACGGCGGACUCUUUUGUUAUGGCCACAGCAGCACAGUGUGUGCAAAAGCUGCUAAGCAUGACGGGCACACGACUGCUGGAACCGAUUAUGGCUUUAGAAAUUGUAGCACCCAACGAGCAUACCUCAGGCAUUUUGGCUGAUUUAUCCAGAAGACGUGCGCUCAUCAAAGAUGUUAUGCCCAAAGGUGAUAGAAACAAGCUAAUUGUCGUUAAUGCACCGCUGGCCGAACUCUCUGGAUACUCAAGUGCCUUGCGCACCAUCAGCUCCGGCACAGCCAAUAUGACGAUGCAGCCUUGUGGCUUUGCAGAAAUGAACUCCUCAGAUGAAUUGAUUGCCGUGCGGCGUGCUCAAGGAUUAGAGUAGAAUAUAGGUAACUUGUACGUU